Camelina sativa (false flax) is the source of this 549-nucleotide messenger RNA. Lineage: Eukaryota; Viridiplantae; Streptophyta; Magnoliopsida; Brassicales; Brassicaceae. The record is from RefSeq and is a predicted model, not a curated record.
AUGGAUUUCUUGGAUUAUGUGGUUCUCAUUGCCAAUCUCCGUAAGGCGGAGCGGUCCAAGCUUAUCACGGGUAUUAAGGUGUCGACGGCUUGUCCCAUGGUUUCUCACUUGUUAUUUGCAGGCGAUAGUCUUUUUUUCUGUCGAGCUACGAAAGAGCAAUGUGAGUCUGUUCUCGGGAUCCUUCGACAGUAUGCACGGGUUUCUGGACAGAAAAUAAACUUUCAGAAAUCUUCGGUACAAUUUAGGCAUACAGUUGAUGCGGACUUACGAGAGGAACUAAAAGGAGUACUGGGGAUUACUAAUCUGGGUGGUAUGAGCUCUUAUUUGGGCAUCUGUGAGAGCCUAGGAGGUUCAAAAACAAAGGUUUUUUCAUAUGUCCAAGAUCGAUUGCAAAAAUGGACAGGUGGAUGGCCUGCCCGGUUGCUGUCUAGAGGGGGAAAAGAGGUAAUGAUCAAAUCAGUAGCGACUGCCGUCCCUACCUUUGUCAUGUCAUGGAAACUCACUAGUACGGUUUCCAAUUUUUGGUGGAGUGCGUCUGGGAACAAAUGA